This is a messenger RNA of Monomorium pharaonis (pharaoh ant), 1756 nucleotides long. RefSeq names its product galactosylgalactosylxylosylprotein 3-beta-glucuronosyltransferase I (gene GlcAT-I). Gene Ontology annotation, cellular component: Golgi membrane. The coding region runs from base 106 to 1278 and encodes 390 amino acids. The transcript has 5 exons. Lineage: Eukaryota; Metazoa; Arthropoda; Insecta; Hymenoptera; Formicidae. The record is from RefSeq and is a predicted model, not a curated record. Gene Ontology annotation, biological process: carbohydrate metabolic process; chondroitin sulfate proteoglycan biosynthetic process. Gene Ontology annotation, molecular function: galactosylgalactosylxylosylprotein 3-beta-glucuronosyltransferase activity.
CUUCCCUUGUCCCUCCCUGCCCCUCCCCCCCCCCCCACGUUCCGUCGCUGACUGUCCUCCUCCAGGGAGAGCGUACGCGUGACCGUGGCACGCGCGUAUCCCGGCAUGCGCUCUCGACACGCGCCGCACGGAUCGCGAGCACCCUUGGCGUCAUCUGGGGGUUGCGUAAUCACACCAGUCACGAAAGGUGACUGUCUGGAGGUAGGACAGUGUCAUGGCGCGGCAACGAUGACAGAGAGCGUGUUCCUCAUUGACGAAUCUAUCACGAAGGGCAGCAUGUGGGGAGGAUUUCGCUGCAACAAGGCUUUCGUGAUACUGGUCCUGCUAAAUGUGAUCGUCUUCCAGAGUAUCGUAUAUUAUCAAGAGCAAAGGAAAUGGCAGGAGGUGAGAUCCAGAUUGGACCCGCUGAUAACGGAUCUACGGGAUAUGCAAGGGCUUACAUACAGCGUGCUGAAGAGGCUCGAGGCGCACGGCCUCUUCGUCGAGAGCGUUCGCGAUCGGAAUGACAAUAGCCGACCCGUAAUCUAUGCCAUCACUCCUACGUACGCCAGGCCCAUGCAGAAGGCCGAACUCACCCGGUUGGCGCAGACGUUCCUCCACGUGUCGAAUCUCCAUUGGAUCGUCGUGGAGGACGCGCCGCAAAAGACCGCCCUGGUCACUCGGUUCUUACAGACCAGCGGACUAAUCUACACCCACCUGUCCGUGGCGACUCCGCCGAUCUACAAGCUCCAUAGGAACGAUCCGAACUGGACGAAGCCGCGCGGGGUCGAGCAACGAAACGCAGCGCUCAGGUGGCUCAGGGAGAAUCUCAAACCGUCCGACAAAGGCGUAGUUUACUUCGCCGACGAUGACAAUACUUACUCUGUCAAACUUUUCCACGAGAUGGAGAAAAUAAAAAGGGUCGGUGUUUGGCCGGUCGGCCUAGUAGGCGGUCUAAUGAUAGAAAAGCCUCUUUGCGACAACACCACUAAUAAAGUAAUCGGUUUUAACGCAGUGUGGAAACCGGACCGACCGUUUCCGCUCGAUAUGGCAGCCUUCGCCAUUAAUGUCGAGCUGUUACUCAAACACAAAGAUGCGUGGUUCUCGUACGAAGUGCAAGGUGGUUAUCAGGAAAGCGAGAUACUUAGACAAUUAGUUACGAAGAAUCAAUUGGAACCGUUGGCGGACUGCUGCACGAAGGUAUACGUAUGGCAUACGCGGACUCAAUGGCCGUCGUUAGACAUGGAACAAAUAUUGAUUAGGAAAGGUAGGCGUUCCAAUGCCGGCAUCGAAGUAUGAAGAAAAAAGUUGUUCAUUCCACGCAACAUACUCCUAAUUCCUUGGAAAUCAGUGAUAUAAUAGAUAUUAUUAGUAUAAAAUUCGUCGACAUCGAUUUUUUUAAGAAUUGAAGAGAUAAAACAAAACCAACAGCAUAAAUGCAUUUUGAUCGCAUUUUACAUACAUAUACUCAUGUAGAAUGUAGUGCCAUUUCAUUUAGCUAUUUUGUAGUUGCAAAUGAAAAAAAAAGCAAACAUCAAAUAAUCUCAGCUAAUCAUUAUUUGGAAUCUCGAAGAAUUAUGUGAUAUCGCAAUGUGCUUUUGAUAUCAGAUUACCAAUCUGCAUAUCACUGUUCUCCUUUCAGGACAAGUAAAUCAUCUUUUGCCAUUCUUAUAACAAAUCGCAACUCGAACAAUCUCGUUACAUCACGUCCGUAUUUUGUUUUAUAAAAAAAUAUAUAUGUAUGACUAUUGUAAUAAAAUUUUUGAGGAAAACAAAA